AGCACUAGUUUCCUGUGACCUCCGGUAGUGGUGCUGCCGCCGCCAGAGCUGCUCCGCGCGUGGCCGGGCCGCCGCCGCUGCCAUGGGCCGCAGGAAGCUGCACCGGCCGAUCGCGGCCAUGGCCAAGAAGAUCCGCGAAUACCGGGCGCUGAAGAACCGGCCGCACGACUCGCAGCGCUUCUCCCUGGACUAUGAGACCAUGACGCGGCCGUUCACCGGGAAGCGCCUGCCCGUGCUGGCCUGGGAGGACGUGCGCAACGAGACCCGCCUCUUCGCGCUGCUCGCCCGCCUGCCCUUCUUCGGCAUCGGCCGCGUGGUCACGCGCAAGUCCUGGCUGUGGCAGUACGAAGAGCCCUGCUACUGGCUCAUCACCAAGACCCAAGUGGAUUACACGGCCGAGAAUUUGGAUCACGGAAAAGCCUGGGGAUACCUGACAUUCAGAGGCAAGACAGAAAAUGAAGUAAAAGAGAUUGAUAAGGUCAUGUACCAUGACUGGCGUUUGGUGCCCAAACAUGAGGAAGAGGACUUCAAGAAAUUUACCCCGGUGCCAGAGGAAACCAUCCGGUAUGUGCCGUAUCCACCUCUGCUCCGAGCCAUGAUCUUUGCUCAGAGGCAGAAGGAAGGAAAACCGAACACGGAGGAGCCGAUGCUUGAUCUGGAAAGAGGGAUCUCCAGAACAGACUCCAUUGAAAAUGUCAAGAGAACUGAAGGGACACCAGUGUGAAGGUAGUGUUGAGUAUGGUGCCCCCUAGGUCUCUUAAUCGCCAACUGAUCUCCUUAAUGAAGAAAAUGAUUCCAUAAGCCACAGGCAUGUUUCAGGUUUAUCCAGUGUUAUCACCUCAGUUUCUCUUCCUAUUCCUGGCACAUGCCAGUGUACACAUUUCUUACAUGUAUUUGGAAAGAUGCAGACAUGCUUAGGAUUCUUGGUAAUCUCUGUAGAGCAUCUUCUCUGUUUUUCUCUGCAUUUGUUUUACAGCUCCUAUCCUCUGGGCCCUAUGACUGGGCAAAAUUCCCUUUAGAGCCCACUUCUGAGAAUUAAAAAAGGACACUGUCAAGUUGAUUAGAUCCCCAAACCAAUGUAAAAGCACAGACAAGGGCCUAUAAGAAGUCACCAUCUUGCUCCACAGAGUGUGCUCCUGCAUGUAUGAGUCUUCCCAUCUGAUUUUUCCUGCAGCACAGACAUGAUGUUGGCUACAAAUGUUCAACUCAGGAUCCUUAAAAUUCUGGUUCAUUAGGCAGAUUGAAACACUGUAAUGAAGUCAAAUCAUAACCUUGGGGCUGGUCUCCUCUCACACACACACACUAGUGCGCUACAAAUGUUUGUUGUGGGGGGCACCAGAGUUGGGUAUACCUAUCCUACAAAGCGCUGGAGUCUGCUAUCGAUGGCCAGUCAAGGCUUCUUGCAGCGUGGUGUUAUCCUCCAGAAGGGGGUCGCCAGCUGGUCCUUCUGCCUGGACAGGUUGGGUGCUGGACGAGUUGGAGAUCAAGAGGGUGCCCCUGAGGGUCACUUUUCACUGCUUUUUAUCUGUCCUUGGCAGACUUUGGUGACUCCCCAGUUUUCAGGUUUGCCCAAUUCAGGGGUUGUUGACCCUCGUGGGACUUCCCCUCCCCAGUGACUACUGGAUGGCACCUGUCAGCCCCAGGGGUCUUCCGCAUGUACGUGCAGGUUUGGGAGUCCGUUGAUGAAUUUUGAUUAAUUUACCGCUGUCAUAAAUAGGGCUCUGGGAGCAGUCGAUCUGGAGAUAUUCAGCCCCAAAAGUUGGUCCCCGGUGUCGAUUAACUCAGACGGGGCUUCUAGCCCUUGAACAGUGAAGUUUAGAUAAUUCCUGUUUGCUACACUGUCUCCUAUUGAUUUCUUCUGUUGCUUGAUCUGGGGUGUAGGUAUUAAUUACCACUUGUUACUGAAGCCUGCUACAGAGUUACGCAUUCAAUCACUGAUUCACUUGUUCUUUCAGGGGCCCUGCCUGAUACAGGGAAGCCCAGGUUUGAUUCCUGCCCUUGUUAACAUUGUUACAGUGUAUAACUUACUUCUAAAAACUAAAACACAUUUAAUUAAAAGGUGAAGAGUAUAAAAUAUAA
Molecule: messenger RNA, 2079 nt
Organism: Alligator mississippiensis (American alligator)
Lineage: Eukaryota; Metazoa; Chordata; Crocodylia; Alligatoridae
Gene: MRPS34
Product: mitochondrial ribosomal protein S34
Exons: 3
Coding region: 83-724 (213 amino acids)
Biological process (GO): mitochondrial translation
Cellular component (GO): mitochondrion; mitochondrial small ribosomal subunit
Molecular function (GO): structural constituent of ribosome
Source: RefSeq, a predicted model, not a curated record